This is a messenger RNA of Cornus florida, 771 nucleotides long. RefSeq lists its product as uncharacterized. The coding region runs from base 1 to 771 and encodes 256 amino acids. NCBI's taxonomy places the organism in Eukaryota, Viridiplantae, Streptophyta, Magnoliopsida, Cornales, Cornaceae. The transcript has 2 exons. The record is from RefSeq and is a predicted model, not a curated record.
AUGGAAAGGGAAAGUGGUUAUCAUGGAACUGAGGGUGAAGCCACUUAUGUUCCUAUUGAGGCUGAAGUGGAACAACCUAUUCAAGGUGGUAUGAGAAGAGAACAUGAGAACUUAACUGAAAGGCUGGAAAGACAACAGAAAGGGAAGAAAGGCUCAGAUUAUGAGAGGUUUAUCAGGUUAACACCCCCAGAAUUUUUAAGUACUACCAAACCAGAAGAAGCAGAGGGGUGGGUAAGAAGAAUGGAAUCGAUAUUUGCAGUGAUGAGUGCAGCAGAAGACCAGAAGGUAAACUUAGCUACAUUUAUGUUAAAAAAUGAAGCUAGUUAUUGGUGGGACACGACAAAACAUUUAUUGCUCAUUCCAAGAGAGAAAGAGGUGAUAUUAUGGAAUCCAUUUGUUAAAACUUUUUAUGAGAUAUAUUUUCCUCCAAUUUACAGAAAAGAGAAGGAACGGGAGUUUAUUCUCCGAAAACAAGAUAGAAUGUCUGUAGUUGAUUAUGAAGUUAAGUUUACAGCUUUAUCUCGGUUUGCACCUAAGUUUGUACAGAAUGAAGAAGAUAAAUGUACAAAAUUUCAAGAUGGUUUAGAGGUGGCUAUUAAGUCCAGAGUUUCAGUGUUUGAGGAAACAGAUUACAACAGACUUGUGAAUAAAGCCAUGAUUGCCGAAAGGGAUGUGAAAGAAUUGCAAGAAAGAAGGGAACAAUACAAAAGAAAUAGAUCUGAGCCGUCACAGUCAAGAGGAAGUGAAGGAAUUUCAAGUCAGAAAAGUUAA